AUGUACGCCGGGAGGAAGAGGAAGAAGCCGGUACCGAAAAGCCCCAAACCACCACCCCCUGAGGGCAUGAAGUCCAACCCUUCCAAGCGGCAUAGAGACAGACUCAACCAGGAGCUGAACAAGCUGACUGGCUUGCUGCCCUUCCCUGAAGAUGUGUGCGCCAGGCUCGAUAAACUCUCCAUCCUCCGACUGGCUGUUGGAUACCUGAAGGUGAAGAGCUACUUGAUGGCUGCAGCUACACAUGUUGGUGACCAUGUGCUGGAUCAGUCUAGAACCCCAGGAGAGAAUGGACGGAUGGACCUGCAGGUUAACAAGGAGCUGAUUCCUGAAGGGGAACUGCUGCUCCAGGCACUUAAUGGAUUUGUCAUUGCUGUGACUGGAGAUGGCUACAUCUUCUACAUCUCCCCUACUGUGCAGGACUACCUGGGCUUUCAUCAGUCAGAUCUCAUCUACCAUAGCGUGUAUGAGCUGAUCCAUGAGGAUGACAGAGCCACCUUCCAUUGCCAGCUGCACGGGGCCCUGGUGUCUGGCAGCACCCAGCAGGCUGCCAAUGCCUUUCCUGGUGACCAGCUGCUGCUGGCUGGAUGCAGUGCUGCGUCCAGCCCCCAGCACCUCCGCCCCGAGAAGCCCUCCUUCAUGGAGAGGAGCUUCACCUGCCGCUUCCGCUGCUUGCUGGAUAACUCCUCGGGAUUUCUGGCCUUGAAUUUCUGCGGGCGCUUGAAAUGCCUUCUUGGGCAGCAGAAGAGGGCAUCAGACAGGUCCCCACUUGUUCUCUUUGCCAUCGCAACUCCCCUCCAGCCGCUCUCCAUCCUGGAGCUUCGGACCAAGACACUGAUCUUCCAGACAAAGCACAAGCUGGACUUCACUCCCAUGGCCUGUGAUGCCUGGGGAAAGGUUGUCCUGGGGUAUACAGAAACGGAGCUGUGCAGGAGGGGGUCCGGGUACCAGUUUGUGCACGCAGCCGACAUGAUGUACUGCGCAGAGAACCACGUGAGAAUGAUGAAGACAGGGGAGAGCGGGCUGACUGUUUUCCGGCUGCUGACCAAGAAGGGCGGCUGGGUAUGGGUGCAGGCCAAUGCCUGGCUAGUAUACAAAGGGGGCAAGCCUGACUUCAUCAUUGCCCGGCAGCGAGCCCUGUCGAAUGAGGAAGGGGAGGAGCAUCUGCGAAAGAGAAACCUGCAGCUGCCUUUUAGUUUUGCCACGGGGGAAGCAGUCCUAUACAGGAAUGACCUGCCUGAGUUCCUGGACUCCUUCCAGGCUAAGGAGGAGUCACAGACACAGGCAGACUCCUGCACGGGGCAGCGCUUGGUAGACCCCAACUCUCUUCUUGGUGCCAUGAUGAAGCAGGAUGCAUCCAUAUACAUCUCCCAUGCUGAUAAUGUGCCUCAGUUCUCCUUGCCAGAUCUCAUUGCUGAGCCUGAUAGACUAAGUCAGAAUGAGGAGGUUGGUGAUGCAAAGGAGGACGACUCCCUCCUGGUUGUUACCAAAACCCUCUUUGAGAAGACCAAGGUGGAUGGAAAUAUCUGCCAGACUUUCCAGAGCCUCAACAUGGACAAUGCAGAGCUGCAGCGAUGGGCGGAGACUCUGCUCAGCUUGGGUGCAGCAGAGGAGCCACCAGCUCACGAGGCUGGCGAGAGGCUAGGCACUGAGAUGACAUCCUGUGUGGAGCAGAUGCUCCUCAGGGAGGAUGCUGGGAAGAGCAUGGACUUACUGCACUGCAGUACAUUGCCCUGCAAUAAGGGAAACAGUGCUGUGGCUCACUUCCAGCAUUGCUGGGCAGCUAAUUCAGCAUUUCAAGCCCCAUCACAGCCCCAGACACCUGGUGCACAAGGCCAAGAUGCUAUGGUCUCUCUAGUGUCUGUUACAUCUGAGGUUAUCUCUGCUCAACCAGAACAGCAGGUCCCAUUUAACCCAGCCAGGCUGGUGGGAGGGACUGCUCUGGAUGUCCUGGUCUCCAGCAACAAGUCCUCUGUAGCACUUCAGCUGGCGAACCCAGAACAAGCAAUUGAAGCAGGAGUUACCACCUCUGCUCUUGUAGAUAACACUAUUCCUGAUGAUCAGAGCCAGCCUGACUGUGAAAUGGUGGGCUCAACCUGCCCACCUCCGUUGCACUCAAAUGCACUAGUGACUCGGUGGCACAAUGUCCCAAUCCAGGCAAACCCAGCCAAUGCUUUGGGUCAGAGGUCUUCUCCAGCAGGUUGCCCAUCAGAUGCUUGGAUGGCCACAGCUCCAAAACAGCUGGAAGCAGCAGGAAUACACCUGGAGUCACAAACUCAGCUGGCCAGCAGCCCCGAGAGCCUUCUGGGGGCUGGGCUGUGGUUGCUGCCCUCCCAACCUGCUCCUUGCCCUGCACGGGGCUUGCAUGAGUCCCUGUUCUCUGGGGCUGGGCAGCUCUGUGGUGAGGAAGCUGCUCUCCCUGCACAAGCAUCAGCACACUUAGGAGUCAGCCAGCUGCGAGGGGAUGGUGGCUUCCCCAAACAGCCCCCAAUACUCCCCCUGGAGCCCAGCUUUUCCUGGGAAAGGGAGCAGGACAAGUGGCUCAUGCAGCACCAGUCAUGGCUUCUGCACACUGGGGCAGCUCCUUGGAGAUGUGUUGGGGCAGGUCCAGUGCAACACAGCGGACUUCUGUUGGGGUCUAGCAUGGGUCCCAGCACUCACCAGAUGGACCACAUAUUUCUGCCUGAGUGCCAGUACAGAAAUAACCUUCUUGGGCAUGACAGUGCUUUUCUUAAUGAUGCCUCUAAAAUAUCCCUUCCCCAGCAGCUGGGUGCUGUGCCUUGCCCCAGUGAGAGCCACCCUGGAGCAUCAUGUUCCUCACUGGGCUCCAUUUUGAGGUGCUCAGCAGGUCUCCCUGCAAAGGUGGGUGAGGGAGCACUGCCACCCUCUGAGCAGGGCCCUGGCUUCCCAUCAGCAUCCUUUGCAGGCCAGCAGCCGCUCUGUGCCUGUGAGGUCCAGCUCAAGGUGAGGUGUGAGGGCUGCAGGACCUGAGCGGUGCACUGACUCAAAUGGAUGGAGUGAAGGGUGGUGCUGCAGGGAUGCAGGCACAGCAUCAGAUGUGGGCAGCCUGUCUUGAAGCCUCACUGUGAAUUAGGAGCCACAUUUUGAAAAGCCACCAGCAAUCAUAAGCUCUUCUGGCUGUGCACACCUGUGAGUGGUGCCCUGUGCUCCCUGGUUACUCAGGAUUUUGUCUUCCAGUGCCUGAAACAAGGUGCCCUCGCAGAGCUUCCAUGCAGUCUAGGAUGAAGUGUUUUGUGGUUGUGUUGUGUGGUUUUUUUUGUUUGGGUUUUUUUUUUUUCCCCAUGAGAAGUCUUUCUCAUGGGAAAGGCUUUGCCUGCAGAGAGGUUUGUCAGACUCUCGAGGUCAAGGAAAGGACCCCCUGUUUGCCGGUCCAUGUGUUCCUGACAACCUCUUGCAGACAGACCUGCUGGCCUUAAAGGAACCAAAGCACUGAAUUGCUGUUUCUUGAUGCAGCAUGGUCUCCUCACUGCCUGUGUGUGUGGACCACCCUUGUCAUGUUGCUGCUCAGUCCAAUCCAUCAUCUCAGCCUGCCUGAGCCCCUCUGGUCUGCUCCUUGCUCCCUCCCUCAUGUGCUUUCCAUCUCUUCUCCUCCUCCUAAGCCCCUGGUGACCCAGUUCCUUUGGAAAAGGGGAUGUUACCAAGCACUUUGAGAAGCUGAGCAUCAUUUGAAGGGUGUCUGUGGGAGGUGGAGUUGGUGAGAGCAGAGGCAGUCUGGGAUUUUGUGCUCCUCAGCAGCCUUCCCGGGGAGUUCGGGAGAAGCGGGUAGCAGGCUGUGUGACCUUCCCUUCCAGCAGGGUGGGGAAAGUCCAGCCAAGCUCUCUUUGGGUUUGUCACUGUUCUGCCUUUGCCUUCCUUUCCUGUGCUCAGCAGUGCCAUCAGGUGGAGGAACGAUGGAUUUUACUCAUGCAGUUGCUCAGGUUGGUGUGGAUUUGCCCAAGCUAUGAGAAAGUAAGUCAGGAAUGGGUGCAGUGAUUGCUGUCUGCAUCUUCACUUCAGACCAACUUUGUGCUCUUCAAGCUGUUGUCCUGCAGAUCAGCACAAUCACUUUGAAUUCCCCUUCUUUUGUAUUUUUUAACUUUUUUUUUCCCCCCUCCUCACUACGGGCAAAUUCCCCCAGACGACCUGUCAAGGAAAACCCGCAGAAAAAGCAAUGAUGGGGGUGGGUUUCAUUCAAGACCAGAUGUGGCAAGUCAGGUUGGUCAAAGCUGAUAGAGGUUGGGGACCUCACAUCUUCCCCACCUUGCACCCAUCACCCUGAGCAUCACAUCUGCCUCUCACACCAGUAUUAAGCAUGUACUGUUUGUCAAGUGAGUAAAAAUCAGGUAAUUAGUGCAGGGCUAGCCCAGCAGCAAGCCUGCAUGUGUCUUGGUGUGGGGUGGCCUCAUCUCCCUGGGUCUCUUCCUUCUUGCCUUGCUUUGCUCUGUCGGGGCUCCUGGGGCUGCUCACAGGUCAAGAUGGGGCUCCGGACGAGUUGCGUUCCUGGCUCUGCUGGGAGCAAAGUGAUGCUUGAAAUGCACCAGACCCCUCUAAAGUGGCCUGGAGGAGCACCUGGAAUGGGGCAAGGAGCUGACUGGCCGUGACACAGAGCCUUAGAAAUCAGUGGACCCAAAAAGCAGCAGGAUGGGACUCUGUUCACCAGUGUUUGUUGUCCUAGCACCUGAACCAGUGCAUGGCUCCAGCCAGGGUGUGCACCUUGGGGAGGGGGCACCCUACCAGGCUCUGCUCUUUGGGGCUGAGACAGACCCCUGGCACUCUGUUACUUGUGUAUUACGUCUUUAUAUGUUGUGUAUGUGCAUGUAACCUCUUUUCAUGGUGGUGUCUCAUUUUACGCUUUGUGAUUUCUUUGUAUUGCUGUUGGCAGAUGGAUGAUUCCAAGGAGAAAAAGAUGUCCUAAAACUCACUCGCUGUAUUUGGCUACAUAUUAAAAGGCAAUUUGCUUUGUA
Molecule: messenger RNA, 4961 nt
Organism: Phalacrocorax carbo (great cormorant)
Lineage: Eukaryota; Metazoa; Chordata; Aves; Suliformes; Phalacrocoracidae
Source: RefSeq